GUGAUGUCAGCGGCAAUUUUAGUUUUUUUUAGAAGCCGGUGUGAUUCAGACCGCAGUGUGUGUCGUGCGCGCUCGCGUCCCAUUCGCUCAAACACGCGUACGCGUCAAGCGUCUAUCCGUACGUCGUUUCCGGUCGUUUUGAACGGUGCAUCUGGUUUUUAACAAUCCUACACUACCCUCGGUCAACAUCAGCAGAACGUCGAUCGAGAAUCUAGCUGCGAGAUUACCGUGGAUCAAAUGUGCGUGGGGCAACUCGGUGCCCGCCAAUGCAAGGGUCAAGAUCACUUUCUCUUUCACCGAUUUGAAGACAUCCGCAGCGAGCAAACCACACCGUGAACCGUGAAAGAAGCCACUGAAUGGCUGCACGCAGACGAUCUCCAAAAUCCGAACCCGAAGUGCUUACUAUCAAACUGUUGUUGUGUGCUGCCAAUCAAUGCAAGUGCAAGUGCAAAUCCAACGCAAGUGUGUGAGUGCAAAAGGUGUGAACCAAUGCUGUUGAUGAAAUAAUCACGCCUGUGCAGGAGAUUGUGUUACGCGUACCGAAAGUGCAGCAGCUCAGCUGUCCUCCAUUUUUGACGAACCUGGUUGGACGCGACACAAUGGCCAAUCAAUUGUGGUAGCCAUAUUUUUUUGGGUGCAGUUUUGGUAGUGCGAAAUGUUACCACCAGCAGCAGUUGUGUGGCUCUUCCCGUUAGUGUUCCGUAGUGGUUCUUCUUCCGACCGUGAGUUCUUGUAGGUGAAUUUCAAAGUAGUUAAAAAAAUAUUCAAACUUCUACAAAGUAGUUACCGAAACAGUUUCUGUUCGCUGUGCACGUUUCGAACGCAAUGGCUACUAGGGUGCAAUAAAUUCCUCAACAAUUGUUUGCAUGUUCGGUGGCACAAAGUGUCUGUGUAAGAUGGUCCCGUAGGGCAGAUGAAACCCGCGUAAAGAGUUAAAUAUACAUGUGGGAAGCAUUGGAGAUAGCUGGAAAACCCAUGCAGUGAGCAAAAUAAGUUGGCAAGAUCGUGAUCAUUUUGAUUCCAACUCAAAUAUGUACGUGUGUGCGUGAGUAUGAAUGGGUUGGUUAGUUCCCGAUCGAGUGAGUUUGUGCCAUACAUCAGCUAAAGUUGAGUCUAAAUCCCUACCACGGGUGCGGAUCGUGAGCGGAGGUACAAACGAAAGAUUUAACACAUUUGUGAAGUGUUGUUCAGAAGCGAAAACCUAAACCAAGAAAAUAAAAGAAGAAGAAAAAAGGUAUUGUUAAGCCAAUACUGCACAAAACGAGCGGAAGUGCGAGAAAAGUGGUGGCGUUGCAAGUGGAAAAGUUUUUUGUUUCCCUUCCAAUUUUUGUUCUGUGAAAAUCAAGAAGCAUACGAUUCACGUUUUUUUCUUUCGUGUGGGUUUUGUGUGUGUGAUUGUCUCUGAUACGCGAGUUUGUGUACGAGUUUAACACGUUUACAGCGCAGUAGAUGUAAACACAGAAUAGGGCACUAGCGUCAGCAUGUUGAUGAUGGUUGUGGUGUGAAGAAAAAAGCGAGAAAAAUCGAAGGCAAAAGAAGUGAAAACCCGAAACCAAAGAAGCAUGAGUGCGUUAUAUUAAUGGUUGAAUAAUUCGUUUCCAAAUUCGUGUGUCGUGUCGUGUACCAAGCGUUUUUUUGGGCAAAACCUCUGGAAGAGUUGAGAAGUUAAAAAAAAGGCUGUUGUUCUUGGUGAAGUGUGAGCCAGCAAGUGUUUUAAUUAUUCUGUGUCAGUGUUUCAUAGAGGGAAGGGUUUGUGUUGGCAGAGCUCGGAGACCGGGCGACCCGCGCUUGUGUCGAUGUGUUGCUAGAGCUCGGUAGGUGUUGUUAGCUCGAUACUGAUUUGCUGCAGAUUUGAUACGACCGAUUUUCACGGAACGGCCCCAACGAUGGAUAUACUGCCGAGCGGGAGCAUUUUCCGGGAGCUGCAGAUCAUCCACGAAACUGGAUGCUUCUCGUCCGAGUCGUCCUUCGAGGAUCAAUGGCAACAGACAUGCUACGAAAUGGAACGAUACCUGAAGGAUGAGCCGAAGCUGCAGAAAUACAAGAAGCUGCCGACCGACACACCCUGGGACCUGUUCGCCGCACCCGGGCCCCUAUCCGGCUCGUGGAAGGUCGAGGUCGAACCGUACUGCUUCGACGAGCUCAACCUGAACGACCGGGCGUCCGAUUCGCGGUCCGAAUCGUCAUCCUCCUCCUCCUCGUCCUCCUGCUUCUCGUCCGACGGGCCACCCGGCUCGAACGGAGCGACGAACGGCUGGCAGGUCGGUGGCGCCAGCCUACUCAGCUGCGCCGUCAUGGUGAAGAAGGAACCGAUCGACGACCCGGACGAUGAUCCCGAGUCGGACAGCCAGGACGAGCGUAGCGACAAGUACAGCAACCGCAUCAAUCCCACCACGGAACUAGCGAACCGGAGUAGCAGCAGCAGUAGUAACAGCAGCAGUAGUAGUAAUAAUAGUAGCAGUAACCACCAUCACCAUCAUCAUCACAGCAGUAGUGGCAGUGGCAGCAGCAGCAAUCACCACACCAGUCUUCAUCACGGUCACCAUCGGCAGGCGAUCGAGCUGCGGCUUGUCGCGCGAACGACGAGCAGCAACGAUCUGCUACCGACACUGACGCCCCCCUCCUCACCGGAGUCACACCUCAGCAAGGACAACUCGAACACCUCCAGCACGGCGACGGCCAACCCCACCACCACCACCACCACCACCACCACCACCAAUGGCAGCAGUUUAGCCGGCUCGAACGGGCUCACCUCGAUCAAGAAGGAACCGGCGGGCGAAAUUGCGCUGCUCGAUCGUCAGGGCGGGCAGAUAUUGCGCGUAUCGGCGGGCCCGCACGUGGUCCGGCUGACGGCGGGGGUGGCCGGUGCGAACGGCAAGAAUGUGGUGACGGGCGUGACGCGCGUGAUACAGGUCAGCCCCGGGCUGCAUGCGGCCAUCGCGCAGCGUAACUCAUCUGCCUCACCGAACGCGUCAGCACAACCGAGCUCGAAACAUCACCACCGACAGCAGGACCACAGUCCGGACGCGAAACGAAGGAUACACAAGUGUCAAUUUCUCGGCUGCAAAAAGGUCUACACGAAAAGCUCCCAUCUGAAGGCGCACCAGCGAACGCAUACAGGAGAAAAGCCGUACAAGUGUUCGUGGGAGGGUUGUGAGUGGCGCUUCGCCCGUAGCGACGAGCUGACGCGCCACUACCGGAAGCACACCGGCGCCAAACCCUUCAAGUGCCGGCACUGCGAUCGUUGCUUUUCCCGCUCCGAUCAUCUUGCGUUGCACAUGAAACGGCACGCCUAAGGCAUUCGUCUCCAAAACCUUCCACUGCCGUUCGCUCCCGCGAGCAGCACGACGGCUCCAGCAGGCGAAGACACAACGAGCAAGAGAGCUUUACACCAACGCAGAAGCGCACGGUAGGAGACAGGCAGGAGAGGAGAGCUUUUAAAAGCACCCCGAAUUGGAAACAAACGUGUGACGAUAGGCAAAACUAAACUGUGAAUAGUAAAUGUAGAAAAUCGAAACUGGGAAAACAAUGAACACACUAAUCACCA
Anopheles coluzzii is the source of this 3547-nucleotide messenger RNA. RefSeq names its product Krueppel-like factor luna. Gene Ontology annotation, molecular function: RNA polymerase II cis-regulatory region sequence-specific DNA binding; DNA-binding transcription factor activity, RNA polymerase II-specific. Bases 1887 to 3296 code for a protein of 469 amino acids. The record is from RefSeq and is a predicted model, not a curated record. Lineage: Eukaryota; Metazoa; Arthropoda; Insecta; Diptera; Culicidae. Gene Ontology annotation, biological process: regulation of transcription by RNA polymerase II. The transcript is spliced from 5 exons.